Molecule: messenger RNA, 1209 nt
Organism: Brassica napus (rape)
Lineage: Eukaryota; Viridiplantae; Streptophyta; Magnoliopsida; Brassicales; Brassicaceae
Exons: 1
Coding region: 397-957 (186 amino acids)
Source: RefSeq, a predicted model, not a curated record
UUUUUUGUAUGAACUUUAGUCCGAAAUCUCCUGGUACUAAAGAAAGAUUUGGAAAUAAUCAUGAUCGAACUCUUACCCUAGAAAACUUUAUAAUUUCAAAAUUAAGCAGAUGCUACAAUAAACCAUACAUCCUAAUUAAAGAAACAUUUAAUCUAAAAUAUAAAAUUUAAUCCAUAAACACUAUUUGUUUUCUUUUAAAGUGACAUGGAUUCAAUAAUUAUGCUCCAGUAAGCUUUUGCUUUGUCUUUAUAAUCUUUGUAAUAAUAUAUUGCACGUUUUCGCACCUCUUUUCUCACUUUCUUCCUUUAUAAAUCCUUCACAUUUCUUCUCCUUAGCUCGUAAGUAACCAAACCUCAAAAAAUAUAUUACACAUCCCUCUCUCUAUGUAAAGAUCAGAUGGAUCAUCAAAACGUACAAAUAACCAAGAAGCUAUGGAACGUCGUACGUUUUCUCUUGUACAUAAUCCGCAAACGCGUCAGAAAACACAAACUCAUCGCCGACUUCAGCGCCACUCUCAAACGCGGCAAGAAUCUUAUGUUCCACCACCGUCGCCGCGUCCACGCCGCCGACUCCACUUCCUCAAACGCUCUAAACGCUGCUUCAUCAGCUGCCGCAACUGCACAUCUAAGCCACAGUAGUCUCUUCUCGUGUGUUCAAACGCCUCAGACGCUUGACGACGACGCAGCCGCUGCUAGAGCAGUUCUUGAGCUUCUUAACGGCGUUAGCGACAAAGGAAACGUUACGCCAGAGGCUUUCUCAAAGGCUUUGUCUCUUUACUUUCCCGGGUUUGGACGGACUCCACUGGUAAGGCCGUUAAGAGUAACGGACUCACCGUUUCCGUUGACCCCGGGAAAUGGUGACGUGGCAAGAAGACAAGUAAACCAAGCGGCUGAUGAUUUCAUAAAGAACUUUUACAAUAACUUGAAUCAGCAGAAAAAGAUGUUAGAGUCCAGCUAAGUGUUUGAUCAUUGUGUAUCUUCAUAUAUUUUUUCACUCUGUUUUUCUUUUUAUUGUCUCCUUUUGCUGGUUCUAUUGCAAAGAUGUAAUGAUGUUUUUGGGGGGUUUUAUUUUCGCAUUUCUGGAAACAAUUGGAUACUAUAUAUGAACAAAAUAUUGUUAUGGGUUAAUUACUAAAAUAACUGUUCUUUGUAAAUUUGUUGUAACUAAAGCAAAACUAUCAAUCUCUGGAUCCACAAACUUUCACAAUCA